GCUGGUUGUCUGUGAACGGCGGGACACUUGCUGUGGAGAAAAGAAGCUGGAGCACGGAGAGUGAAACCUGCAGAGGACGAACACGAGACACUUUCACUCGACCCACGACAGUCCAGCAUGGCUUCAAAGUGUCCCAAGUGCGAAAAGACGGUUUAUUUCGCUGAAAAGGUGUCGUCGCUGGGAAAAGACUGGCACAAACUGUGUCUCAAAUGUGACCGCUGUAACAAGCUGCUGAACGCAGGAGGCCAUGCUGAGCAUGAUGGACGGCCCUACUGCCACAAACCAUGCUAUGCUGCCCUCUUCGGGCCAAAAGGUGUCAACAUUGGUGGAGCCGGUUCAUAUGUGUAUGAAGCUCCAGCCAACAACAACUCAUUGCCCACUAGUGUGGAUUCAGCCUCUAAAGUUGAAGAGAAGCGAGUGUUUGCACCCAAAGCACCUCCAAAAGCAGCUGGCAGCGUCACCACUUUCUCUGGCGAGGCCAACCUGUGUCCCCGGUGCAACAAGAAGGUGUAUUUUGCUGAGAAGGUGACGUCUCUGGGGAAGGACUGGCAUCGACCCUGUCUGCGCUGCGAAAGGUGCGGCAAGACUCUGUCUGCUGGCAGCCAUGCAGAGCACGACGGCCAGCCCUACUGCCACAAACCAUGCUACGCUGUUCUCUUUGGGCCCAAAGGAGUCAACACUGGUGGUGUGGGCAGCUACAUCUAUGACAAGGAGCCCAGUGCAGUGACCCAGCCUUGAACCUCUGUCCCUUCAGCUUCACCCCUCUUCUCCUGCCACAGUAAUAGUUGUAGUCUGUAGUCUGUCUCUCGCACACACACACACAUGCAAAUGUUUGUUCUUCUAUCCUCAUGGGGACUUUGCAUUGACUUCCAUUCAUUUACUGGUCACUUCCAUAGCCUAACCCUGACCCCUUACCCUAAACCUAACCUAAACUCAAUCCACACCUUAAUCCUAAACCGAAGCCCUGACCCAUCAAUGGUAUAUCUCCCAAUUGGGAUCAGGCUUUUGUGCCCAUAAAGAAAAGUGGGCUGUGUGUACCCAGUAAAUGGUCAAAAAUGGUCCCUACCAGGUAGCAAAAACAUGUACACACACACACACCAGUGAGUUCAUACUUGAAACAACCACCCAUCUGCUCUGGAUCCUCUCCUGCUUUCUCUUGUCCUACCAAGGCUCAUCUGAAGCAUCCCAGUAACUCAGAGGUCUGCAACCUUUACUCUCAGAGCCAUUUCUGCCUCUUUACCCAAGAAAUAUAAAGACUGCAUCUAGAGUUCUGGUUCCAAAUAGGUCGGGAUAAUGUAUAAAAACUAUUUUAAAAAAACUGAAAUCUGUAUAUCUACUGCACCCAUUCAUUAUUAAUCUUAGUAAACAUAUCAAGUGUUUCUAUUAAGAAAUUGUAUUAUUUUUAGAGGGGAAGAAUUACGUAUUUUAAAUUUUACGGCAGCAGUAAAUUUCAAAUCAGUUGGAUCAGGGGCAACAAAAUUCUGUAGAAGUAAGGGGCGUGAAUGAGAAACAGCGGGAGCAGCAUUUUGGAAUAAAUUUGGUUAAUUGAAAACAAACCAGUAAGAGGACUAUGUGGGGUUUUGAGGUGUGUCACUUCCAUCAAAUUUAAAAUUACAUUAUUCUUUUUCCCUCCAAAAAAAAAAGUAUAAUUUAUUUGUUUACUAUAUUCUGUGAAAAAUGAGGUUUGUUUUGAUUUCGAAUUUACCCAGCUUUUUCUAAAUCAGUGUUCACAGGAAAACAAAAUGCAUAUUCUGUAUUUACUUCUUCUGAAAAGGGAACAAAUAUUUUGUGUUACCCUUUAGAUAAACUGUAAUCACUGGAUUAUGGAGGCCUGCGUGAGCCUUGACUUUUAUUUGUGGUGUUUUAUGUUUUUACAGUACAACUCUGCUAUAGAGGAUUAAUUCACAAGUGGCAGAAAACUGAACCAGAGAGAUGCUACCUUUUUGUGUGGUUUUUGGUCCAAGCUACAAAGAGCCGCAGGUUGCAGAUCCCUGAUUAACCACCCGCUUUGGAUGUU
Messenger RNA from Austrofundulus limnaeus, 2017 nucleotides. Its product is annotated as cysteine-rich protein 2. The transcript has 8 exons. The record is from RefSeq and is a predicted model, not a curated record. NCBI's taxonomy places the organism in Eukaryota, Metazoa, Chordata, Actinopteri, Cyprinodontiformes, Rivulidae. Bases 118 to 738 code for a protein of 206 amino acids.